AUGGCUGACAGUCAGUUACCUUUCACUUGUCAUUACCCUGCAAACAGACCCAGGGGAGUCCGCGAUCCUUUCCGUGAUCAGGGUCUCUCAUCCCGUCUCCUGGAUGAUGAUUUUGGAUUUCCAGAAGAUUUAACCAUGGACUGGCCUGAUUGGGCAAGGCCCAGACUCACUGCCUCCUGGUCAGGUCCUUUAAGAUCAGGCCUAGCAAGGACUGCUGGUAUCUCCCCACCUGGAUAUAGUGCCCGCUACACAGGAUACCCCGAAGCCCGCAAUACUGUGUCUGUCCCCAGCCAGCCCUGGAAGGUGUGUGUUAAUGUACAAAGUUUCAAGCCAGAGGAGCUGACAGUGAAAACCAGAGAUGGAUUUGUAGAAGUGUCAGGUGAGUGA
Staurois parvus is the source of this 387-nucleotide messenger RNA. NCBI's taxonomy places the organism in Eukaryota, Metazoa, Chordata, Amphibia, Anura, Ranidae. The record is from the annotation of a GenBank genome assembly.